CCAAUGCCCCCCCCGGUCGAGCCUCAUGGUUCUUGGUCAUCUAUCUCCAUGUGCCAACUAUACAGGUUUGGAACAGUUUCAUGCCUUUGACUUAGCGGUUUCCUAUGUCCCUGCAUAUACCUAUUCUAUGAACUAUAUUAUAUAGUUCCGAUGCAUUGAUAGUGACUCGUUCCUUCUUCUGUAUCACCAUCCAGCAUUUCUUUUUCUUUUUCUUUUUAUUGAGGGGGCACAGCUACCUGUAUAUCCUAUUUUCUGUUGGUAUCUGUCGUCACCAGGACCCCGUCCCGGUCCCAUAUGACUUGCGCUCAUGUUGCUCACAUUGAAGCCGCCUAGUCAGAACGGGAUCAAAGGCCCCCAUGAAUACUCCAUCGUCCGGCAGUCCAUUCCUACCUCACGGAUCUCCUCCACUCCCCCAGCUGCUGAGCGCACAACUCCGCCUGCGUCAGCGAAACGGGCACCAGAACGGACUAUGGACACGGCGCGCAGAGGACUUCCUCCUCCGUCGUCGAUGACCCUUCCUCCUCCGGACGCGGGUCUGCCUGCCAUGGCUCCUAUGGGUCAACUGCCUCCGCCUCCGCCCCAAUGGCAAAAUGCGGACGAUUCGAUGCGCAAUUGGCUUCAAUCAAAGGCAGAAGAGGAUCGCAGAAGGCAGGAGGAGGAAAGGACGCGGCAGGAGAGCAUCAGGCUGGAGCAGCGCAAAAUCGAGCAAAGUAUAUUGCGAGAAUCCGUCCAGGCUGGAGUGCCACCGCAUUUGAUUCCACUGAUAUUUACUGGCAUCGCUGGAGGAGGCACGUCAAACGCGACAUUGGAAUUGAUCCAGCACUUUAUUGCUCAAACGACUGCUCAAACACAGGCACUGCAACCAUCACAGCUUCCGCCAACUCAGCCGCCGCCGACGCUGCCUCCACCGCCCCCUGCGGUGCAACCCGCACAUCAAUCGCCUCUCCAACCAGAGGUCCGUCGGGAUAACCGAACUAUCCCUCCUAAUCCAUAUGGCGCGCAGGCGGUUGCCAGUCUCUCGCAGCAAACCGUGCCGGUAUCGCCUCCACAGCACCUAUACGGCCAUGGUCGUUCAUUGCAGGGCCCCCCAGCUGAUACCCGAACCCAACCGACAUCAAGUCUCUCACGCCUUAACACAGCUGAAAUGCACAUCCACCCUCCUCCCGCAAACAUGGGGGCAGCACAGUAUCCGCCAGGUCCUCCUCAACUUCCGCCAGUUUCGGUAAAGCAGGAAUCGCAGCAGCAACAAGCGUCGCCGUCCAUAUAUUUCCACCAUUGGGUACCUCCGGGUCACUCGCAGCCAAACACGCCAUCAGGGAGAAGUACACAAGACUCUUCUCCUUACUCAUCACACCCACAGUCGCAUCUCCGUUCGGAAUAUCAGAAUUCUCCAGGGAGGAAGCGAAAAGCCCAGGGAGCUCAUCAGCCGGCACCCGCACCUUCUUCUCGCGCGGCUGAGUUGUCUCCAGCGAUAUCGCACAGGUCGUCUCCUAGACAAACAACUCCCGGGAGCACCAGCCGCCGGUCAGGUUCAGCCGGUCAUCUGCGACAACGAAGUGAUGGUCCUGCAACGCAUGAAUCGCGUUAUCGGGAGUUGCGCGAAGCCGAAGAGAGAGCACCAGCUCCUAGAUCGACUCCCCCAACCGGAGGGUCAAGUAUCAAUGCUGGAGUGGAGCGGAGAGACCAAAGGCACGAGAGCUCUGGGGCUUCUACUGAGGUGAUUGAAACGGAAAGACGCGGGGACCGUGAAAGUGAAACCCAGCAAUCUCGUUAUCCGGAGAUCCAUCAUCGCGAGCAGCCGUCCAAUUCCUACUCGUCUUAUUCCCAUCCCCGAGAGGCUGGUGUGUCUACUGAGCCACCAACCACGACUUCAGCGCCUGCUCCGGAGAACCGACCUCCUGAACCACCUCAAAGCACCAUGGGACCACCUUCCACGAGGUGACAUUGACUUCUCUUCGUUACUUUUGUUUUAACAGUCAGAUUUGUCUCUUCCGCCUCACCUGUUGCAUUUCUGAUAGGCUCUGAAAACUCUGUUUCCUUCGCAUAGAUGAGUAUAUGACACCCCUUUCCCCUAGACAUUUGAUGGAAGAUAGAAAAUGGGCAUGAUGGCGCUGUUUGAGCGUGUGAUGUGAUAUUCUCUGUCAGCGGUCUCGUCCGGGCGGCUUUCGUUUGUCUUUCCUUAUUUGUGAUCUACUCUUGGGUGGAAGCUUUGCAUAGACAUGCUCAUUUUCCUUUUUAGUCAUGGUAUCCACACAUCAUCGGCUGGAUCGAUGCAUUUACAUGUCUAUAUCAGAUUGACGCUUCUCUU
Molecule: messenger RNA, 2308 nt
Organism: Paecilomyces variotii
Lineage: Eukaryota; Fungi; Ascomycota; Eurotiomycetes; Eurotiales; Thermoascaceae
Exons: 1
Coding region: 308-1942 (544 amino acids)
Source: RefSeq, a predicted model, not a curated record